Messenger RNA from Neurospora tetrasperma FGSC 2508, 1839 nucleotides. RefSeq lists its product as uncharacterized. The record is from RefSeq and is a predicted model, not a curated record. Gene Ontology annotation, cellular component: membrane. The transcript is spliced from 4 exons. Gene Ontology annotation, molecular function: ABC-type transporter activity; ATP hydrolysis activity; ATP binding. NCBI's taxonomy places the organism in Eukaryota, Fungi, Ascomycota, Sordariomycetes, Sordariales, Sordariaceae. Bases 1 to 1839 code for a protein of 612 amino acids.
AUGGGUAUCUCCAGCUCGUCCUCCGAGCACAGUACCAACGUCGAGCGGAAGAAUCCCGUCGUCGAAGGUAUUGAUAUCGAACGACACGCCGUUGCCGAAUCCCAUCUCGUCAACACCACGGUGAAGAACAUCAGCUGGAAGGGCGUCACGGUAACAGUCAAGGACAGAGAGACGAAGGAACCAAAGAACAUUGUCGACAAUGUGGAGGGUAUCGUAGAAGCCGCCUGCAUGGGCCCUUCAGGAUCCGGCAAGACGACUCUACUCAACUUCCUCGCGUCCCGCCCCCUCCCUUCCGCCUCCGGCGGUGGCACCACCACCUCCGGGUCUGUCCUCAUCAACGGCCAACCCACUUCCACCUCUACCUUCCGUGAGAUCACCCGCUUCGUCGAGCAGGAAGAUACUUUGAUCGGGUCGCUCACAGUGAGGGAGACUCUCGACUUCUCGUUUCGACUUGCCAGCUCGUCCAAGGUUCUCCCCAAGAGGGAGAGAAUUGCCAGGAUUGAAGGAUUACUUGAUGCUUUUGGGCUGAGAGGGCAGAAGGAUGCGCUGAUCGGCACGCCGAUUCGCAAGGGAAUCAGUGGUGGGCAGAAGAGGAGGUUGGUCGUCAUUGCUUCGAUUCACCAGCCCUCCACAGCAACGUUCAAUCUCUUCGACAAGCUCAUGCUCCUUUCCGCUGGCAAGAUGCACUACUUCGGCCCUGUCGCGGGCGUUACGGAGCACUACGAGGCCUUGGGGCACGAGGUGCCGCUUCAUGUCAAUCCGGCCGAGUUCCUGCUUGACUUGGUCAACAUCGACUUUGCUUCCGAGCGCGAGGAGGCAGUCAAGGCUUUGGAUGACAUGCAGACUGCUUGGCAAGGAUCUGAGAGAUCGAAACAGUUAACUGCCGCGGUAGCCGAGGCAGAAGCCAGAGGUGGUGAGCAAGUUGAUACCUCUACCGCCGGACUUGGGGGAAAGCCGGGCUUAAUCGGUAGUACGGCAACACUACUCCAUCGGAGUUUCGUCAAGAGUUAUCGAGACGUAGUAGCGUAUGGCAUCAGGGCAGCAAUGUACUUUGGUCUCGCCAUCAUGGUUGGUACUGUCUGGGUGAGACUGGAUGCUGCUCAAGAGUCUAUCAUUCCUUUCAUCAACGCUCUGUUCUUCGGCUCCGCCUUCAUGUCCUUCAUGGCCGUCGCCUACUGUCCCGCCUGGCUCGAAGAUUACUUCCAAUACGUCAAAGAACGUCGCAACGGGCUCUACGGCCCUACAGCCCUGAUCAUCUCCAACUUUCUGAUCGGCAUCCCCUACCUCUUUGGUUUUUCCUUGCUGUUCUCCGUCAUCUCCUACUGGCUUGUUAACUUCCAACCCACAGCGACCGCCUUCUUCACCUGGGUAUUCUGGCUCUUCUGCGACCUUUUGGCGGCAGAAAGUCUGGUGGUAUUUAUGUCCUCGCUCUUCCCCUCCUUUGUUAUUUCCCUUGCCUUGGUCGCCUUCGCCAACGGCCUGUGGAUGAGCGUCGAUGGGUUCAUGGUGCAGCCGACGAUCUUGAACGUGUUUUACAAAUACGUGUUCCAUUACUGGGACUAUCAGAAGUAUGUGUUUGAGAACAUGAUGAUUAACGAGUUCAAGGAUCGGGUGUAUACGUGUGGAAAAUUGCCCGAGGGAAUGACGGGUGUUAAUGGGAGCAAUUGCCAGUGCAUGUUCCAGACUGAUUUGGCGGAUCAGUGUCUGAUUAGGGGGCAGGGCGUGUUGGAUCAGUAUGGAUAUAAGCCAGGCAAGCAGGGGAGGGAUAUUGGGAUUAUGUUUUGUAUCAUUGUUGGGUGGAGGUUGGCUGCCUGGGUGGUGCUGAAGUUGAAGAAGUGA